AUGAAAACAAAGAGCCUGUAUGAGGGUACCGGAGGGACACUUAUUACCUUUGGGAUUAUAAGCAUUUUCUCUGGAAUUUUUGCUUUCUUUCCUGUUUUUUCUUAUAAGCCUUGGUUUGCUGGCUGGAGCGUUCGAAUCGCCUGUCCCAUCUGGAAUGGAACUUUGGUAGGCCACAACAAAAAUGUUAGCAGGGAAAAGGCUGUUAUUGCUGGUGUACUUAUCCUUUUGGCUGACAGAGGACAAACACAAAGAUCACUUUGGGAAGCUAGUUUCACCUUUGGCAUAUUGAGCAUCAUGGGCUCCCCAAUUCAAUUUGCUGUUGCAAUUGUCUCCAUCCUGCUUGGUCCAUACUGCUACUAUUCAUUUGCUGGGAUUGCAGGGACUAACUAUCUCGGUUAUGCAGUUUUGUUCCCUUUUCCCUACGAGGAAUUUAUGUCUCUUUGCAAGGACCCACUGCACUACGAGUGGUACCAUCUGAUUCUACAAAUUCUAGACCUUUGCUCAAGUUUUGUCAUGUUUUGUGCUUCUUUGGCUAUUGUGAUCAAGCUCACUGCAAGACUGCUCCAAUUUGGACAUUUAAAUGUGAGUAUUAAUCAUUAUGGGGAAGGUGGAUUACUGCCAGUAACACAGUAGCUGUGACUACCAACUUCCCUUUACUUAGUGGAAUGUCAAACCUGCUCAAGGGUAGGCCAGAUCCUGAACUCACUCACACCAGAUUUACACUUCAAUAACUCAACUGAAGAAAACAGAACUAUUCCAGAUUUAUACCCAUUCAAAUGAGAUAAAUAUGUGGCCCUGUGUAUCCUUUGUGCCCUCAUACUAUUUCAGCUAAACAGGAUAUUCCUUUAGCAUAUGCAACAAGGGCCUGUGAUAUUAGGACCUGAUCCAACACCCCCUGAAAUCAAGUGGAGCUUUUUCUUUGACUUCAAUGGGAGUCAAACCCUUGGAGCAGAAGCUCUUGAAUUCGCUCCUCCUUUACCACUGUGAAAUUCUGACUGGCUACAGUGUGGGGUAUGGUUAAAAGCUAUGCAGGCACAGACAUGUUACCUCAACAGCAAGGCAAGGUGUCAAAAAUCAUCAUCAUUAAAGGUGUGUGAUCCCUACUCUGUGCGCAGAUUUAUCAGGUACUGUCUCUGAAAAAGCAUGGGAAGACUCAAGGCUAACGUACAGGCAGCACUAGGAGUCAAGGCCAAACUUCUUGGCAGUUAGGAGCUGUCAAGGCUCAAUCCCCACUCUGUCACUCUGAGUGCAGAAAGUGGGGGCCCACAAAGAUUCUAAAAAUUAAUACUUGCCACUCCAGGCUUGUAUUAAACUCCCAAGAUUACACUUUUCUCUGACCUUGGCUUGGUAAACGCUGCCACCACCCAAAUGCAAAAAAAAACCCAACCCUUGGACCCAGGAAGGAGCACUUGCGAAUCCUCCCUGUGGGGUACCCUAGAGCCCUUUCACCCCCACCCCUCCAGGGAAGAGCUGAGAAAAAAAACAAAAUUAACUGUUGCCCCAAGCUAAUCAAACAGCAUAUGCACAAUCCUGUUCUUAAAAAAACUAAAUUUCAUUAAAAACAAAAAGAAAGAAAAUACAUCUGGAACUUAGGCUUUUGCUAGAUUUUAAAAGAGCAAUUCCAAAAAUCAUGCACCCAAAAUAGCUUUCUUGGGGCUUCAGCUUAAAGGUUACAAGCAAACAAAAGCAUCUGGGGUUAGCACAGAGGAGAUCCAUAAGCCAAAAUAAAAAAUAAACCUGAUUGUGUCUAACUAAAAAUUCCCUAUCCAAAUAAUUUCUUCUAGGUAUGGAAGAUGAAUUUUCAUACCUGGUUCAUGCCUUACACAGCAUUCCUGCUCCGUGUCUACUUCUCUGGAGAACAACAGACAAAGGGAAAGUUUCUUUCCCAAUUUUAAAAAGUUCUACCCUUCCCCUUGGCUCUUUUGGUCAGGGUGCCCACUCCUUUUCUUUUACCUGUGGGCUUGUUAACCCUUUCCAGGUAAAGCAAGCAGAGAACAGACACCAAGAGGCAUUUUACAGCUAGCUGGGUGUUCAUAAACAGGGGCUACCUGCCCCUUCAUUUAUCACAGGAGCCAUACCAAAAUCCUACCCACACCUAUCAACUGUCUCCCCCAUGUGGCACACCACUUAUUUCAAACCCAGAUUUACCUCUGUUCCACUCAGAUCUGGAAUUAUCUCACCAUUGGUUCAGUUACAUGAUUAACAUUAGAAAGUAUAGCAAACUUUAUGGUAAUGAAAAGAAGCCCACAUUGUUUCAAGCCUCCUCGAUUGUUGUUUUUUCCUGUAACUGUCACUUGGAGCCAAUCCCGCAUCCAAUGAAAUAAUGGCAAAAUUCCUGUUGAUUUCAGUGGGUGCAGGAUUGGGUCCCUUUUGGACAUUUGAAAAUCCAGGGUAAUCAAAAAUGAUCACUGCUUACACCACUAUAUGACUCCAGCACACCAUGAUUCAUUGGCAACAGACCUCUCUCAUCUUUGUCUAAAGUAGAUUGUAAACUACUUGAGGCAGGUGUGACACUGCACCCCAUAUUCUUCAUAGUGAUAUUAUUAUUAUAUGAUUAUAGCAUAAUUAUGGUGUAUUUUAUGCAAGAUAAAUCACGUGAGGUAUCAUUGAAAAGGUUAUGAUUUGCUGAAUAUGAUUAUCCUAUUUGUAUGCAUGUUUCAUUUUUGUAUCUGAAGUUAUAAAUACUUACUCUGUAUCUGUAUUUCAAAUGUAGUUACAUCUAGGUAAUGCCCACUAGACAAGAUGCCUUCAGUCUAAAUAGGAGUGGGAAAGGGCUUAUUCACGAUAAAGGGCAUUAGGAAAAACAAUAGGCCUUAGGAGAAGCUUAUCCCAGUGGUAAGCCUUCCUCAGAACCUCCUGUAAGUAAUGGCUGCUAUUGACUCUACAAGGACGUGUGACCACAUGAUUCUGGACUCCAUCUUAGGAUGUCAGUAUUUUUCCACAAACUGGUCUGGGAACCAAGCUUUGAAACAAAGGGUUCCCACCAUAUGCUAAAGCUAUAUAAGGCAGGGGAGUGACAUCAUUUGGGGUUCUUCAUUCCCCACACAAGAAGACUCCUGGAAACACCUGAGGAACAAAGACUGAACUGGGGGAAGUGCUGGACCCAGGGAAAAGGGAUUUCUAGUCUGUGCACAAAAGACCUGGGGAUUCCAAGCUGUAAAACAAGUGUAGCUUGUGCCUUAAGAAUCUACAAGUCCACCUGUCCCAUCAGUUAGGGUGAGAAUCUACUAUUCAUAUCCAAUCUAUCUAGUAUAUUAAGCUUAGUUUGUGUUUUUUGUUUAUUUGCUAGGUAAUCUACUUUGAUCUGUUUGCUAUUACUUAUGAUCACUUAAAAUCUAUCUUUGGUAGUUAAUAAACUUUUUUUGUUUCAAUCUAAACCAGUGAGCUUUGACUGGAGUGCUUGGGAAAAAUCUCCGAUUGGUUAUCGCAAGUGUGCAUUGUCCUCUUCACAUUGAGGGAGAGGCGGACCGAGUAUU
Molecule: messenger RNA, 3476 nt
Organism: Malaclemys terrapin pileata
Lineage: Eukaryota; Metazoa; Chordata; Testudines; Emydidae
Gene: TMEM212
Product: transmembrane protein 212
Exons: 3
Coding region: 1-633 (210 amino acids)
Source: RefSeq, a predicted model, not a curated record